Haliotis rufescens (red abalone) is the source of this 630-nucleotide messenger RNA. Its product is annotated as polycystic kidney disease 2-like 2 protein. Gene Ontology annotation, biological process: detection of mechanical stimulus. The record is from RefSeq and is a predicted model, not a curated record. The transcript has 3 exons. Gene Ontology annotation, cellular component: membrane. Lineage: Eukaryota; Metazoa; Mollusca; Gastropoda; Lepetellida; Haliotidae. Gene Ontology annotation, molecular function: calcium channel activity.
AUGUCGGGAGCGGUACCAGGUCAGGCGAGGGAGGUCAUAGUGGGAGGUCAGAGGUCAGCUCUUGAGGAAACGUGUUCCAUACCCUAGAUCGGCGAAACAACAUGUUUCCUUGAAUAUUUCCUACCAACAGAGGAGAGCAGGAACUGGUGUCCCAAAUGGAAAUUGAACUCAUGUCCUGACGAUAACAAUGAACCAUGGACAUUCACAUCAGCCUAGGACACAUGGGGUCUCCCCAUGGUAGGGCAGAGAGAAGUGUUUGGGGUUGGGGGCUACAUAGCUGUCAUGAAAGUUGGCCGUGAAAAAGCUGAACAAGACAUGAAAAAGCUGUUGACAGAUCGAUGGAUUGAUAGAUACUUUUGCUACCUGCAUUGGAUUGAUAGGAAAACACGAGGUAUUUUCCUUGAAUUCACUGUCUAUAAUGCCAACAAAAUGUUGUAUAGCUUUGUGAGUAUACGUGUCGAGUUUCCGGAAACUGGUGGUGUGCAUGGAGUCUCGAACAUAUUUCCGUUUGGAAGCUACAAUCAUAAGGGAACAUAUGGACAAUGCAUUCUGUUCUGUGAAAUCACUUUCACUAUCUUCACGGCCGUCUGGCUAGUAUACAUCUCCUUCGCCAUGAUGAAAGAACGAUGA